Messenger RNA from Halteromyces radiatus, 2345 nucleotides. Its product is annotated as acyltransferase ChoActase/COT/CPT. Gene Ontology annotation, biological process: carnitine metabolic process. NCBI's taxonomy places the organism in Eukaryota, Fungi, Mucoromycota, Mucoromycetes, Mucorales, Cunninghamellaceae. Gene Ontology annotation, cellular component: mitochondrion. The record is from RefSeq and is a predicted model, not a curated record. Gene Ontology annotation, molecular function: carnitine O-acetyltransferase activity. The transcript has 7 exons. Bases 92 to 2263 code for a protein of 723 amino acids.
UUUUUUUUUUUUUUACUUUUUCUUUUUUUCUUUUUUUCUUUUCUUUCUUUCAUUCUUUACUUUUGAUUAUUCCCUUUUCUAUAUAUCACCAAUGACUCAACCUACUGAAGAAGUAGAAUAUCAAGGAGAAACAUUCAAAUAUCAAGAUAAACUUCCUAAACUUCCUGUACCAGAUUUAAAAGCAACAACAGAUCGUUAUCUUGCUGCUUUGAAACCACUUCAGACAACACAAGAUCAUGAAAAAACCAAACAAAGUGUUCAAUCUUUUUUGGAAAACGAUGGUCCUAAACUUCAAGAAAAACUUUUAUCCUAUGCAACUACUCAAUCCUCUUAUAUUGAAGAAUUUUGGUAUGAUGCUUAUCUUCAACACAGUAACUCGGUAGUAUUGAAUUUGAAUCCAUUCUUUCUUCUUGAAGAUGAUCCCACUCCUCAACGUAAUGAUCAAAUCGUACGAGCCUCUAGUUUAAUUGCUUCCACUGUGACGUUUAUUGAUGCUCUUCGACGCCAUGAAUUGGAACCUGAUGUAUUUCGUGGUAUUCCUCUAUGUAUGUCUCAAUUCAAUCGAUUAUUUGCUACUGCGCGUGUCCCUACAGAAGAACAUGGGUGUUUCAUGUCCACAGCCAGUCAAGAGGCUUCUCAACAUGUGGUAGUGAUGGCACAUUCUCAAUUAUAUCAUUUUGAUGUAUUUGAUGAUCAAGGUCAAAUAGCUGUAACUGAAAAGGAAAUUGCUGCCAACUUACGUGCUAUUGUACGUGAUGCUAGUAAAGUACCUGUUCAAGAUAUCGCUAAAAAUGCUAUUGGUGUAUUGACUACGGAAAAUCGACGCAACUGGGCUCGCUUACGGACUUCUUUACAAAAAGGAAAUCAAAACAAUAGUGAUGCUCUUCGUGUUGUUGAUUCGGCUUUGUUUGUGGUUUGUUUGGAUCAUGUUGAACCUGCUACUAUUGAAGAUCUCUCUACGAAUAUGUUAUGUGGAACUUAUAAAUUGGAAAAGGGAUUACAAGUUGGUACAUGUACCAAUAGAUGGUAUGACAAGUUACAGAUUAUCGUUUGUAAAAAUGGAAGUGCUGGCAUCAAUUUUGAACACACAGGAGUGGAUGGUCACACCGUAUUACGUUUUGUAUCCGAUAUAUACACCGACACUAUUUUACGCUUUGCCAAAACAAUCAAUAGUCAAACUAAAUCCAUUUUCCAUUCUUACAAGAAGAAUACAAGUCCUCCUCCUCGUGGUCCACGUACUCGAUCUGGUUCUGGUUCAGAUGCAUCCUUUGAUAUUAAUCCUCGACGUAUUGAAUGGGAAAUGACGGAAGAAUUGGCUCUUGGUAUACGUUAUGCUGAAACACGGUUAUCGGAUCUGAUCUUACAAAAUGAAGUUAAAGUAUUGGAAUUCACAAAAUAUGGAAAGUAUUUCAUCACCGAUAUGAAAAUGUCACCGGAUGCAUUUGUUCAAAUGGCUUAUCAAGCAGCUUAUUAUGGUCUUUAUGGAAAAUUGGAAUGUACUUAUGAACCUGCGAUGACGAAAACAUUCUUACAUGGACGAACAGAAUCAGUACGCAGUGUAACAGAACAAUCAUCAGCAUUUGUCAAGACAUAUUAUAGCAAAGAUAGUACACCACAAAUGAAAUUGGAUGCUUUAAGGGUGGCUUUGAAGAAACAUACUCAACUGACUAAGGAUUGUGCUAAGGGUCAAGGUCAAGAUCGUCAUUUGUACGCCCUUGAAUGUUUGUUUGAACGACUUCAUAAAGGUGAAAACAAACCAUUAAUCUUUUCUGAUCCUGGAUGGCAUACAUUGAAUCAUACAGUACUUAGUACUUCGAAUUGUGGAAAUCCAGCUCUUCGUUUAUUUGGUUUUGGUCCUGUUGUAUCUGAUGGUUUUGGUAUUGGUUAUAUUAUUAAAGAAGAUGGCAUUGCGUUUGUAGCGUCUUCCAAACAUCGACAAACAGAACGAUUAUUAGCAACAUUGGAACAAUACUUGAUUGAUAUCCAACAAAUGUUAAUGAAUGAAAAAUACCCAGGUGGCAUGUCUCAACGUCAACGUUUAUUGGCCAUGGAAGAAGCUCAUUCUUUGGUGAAUGGUUAUUCUUAUUUUGAUAAUGGUGAAGAGGAUCAGUAUUCUGUCGGAACUUCCAAUUCGGAUGAAAUUACCUCAUCUAGUGCCUCAUCUUCGCAUCGUAAUUCAAACGCUUCUCCUGCUUCAAGUGCUACACCACCUGUUUCUUCUCGUAAAGUAGGUAAACGAUUGAUGUUACGCAAAACAGAUUAGAUCCCCUUUUUUAUUAUUAUUAUUACUAUUACUAUCGUUCUAUUUUAUUAUAUUCAUAUUCAAUAAACAAUCUUUUUACAUG